GAGCCCAGAUCUCAGAAUUAGGAGCAUAGUUGGGGAGUUUGAGUGGUGGACAGAGCCAGUCCUACAGUUCAAGGAGAAAAACUUCGAGCCCAAAGGCGCCUUCUCCCGCCUACUGCGUGCCCUGCCCUCUUGUAGUCUUUUGUGGACGCUUUGCCACUUCGCUCCUCGCGCCUCUCUCAUGUCCCGCCUCCACCGCGCCCUAACCUCCCUCCGCGUAACCUCCACCGGCGGCGCCGCCGCCGCAACCUUCUCCUCUGGAUCCACAAGUCUCUGCAGCAGCGACGCCACCUCAAAUGCGAUCGUUGCCCUCGUCGCGGCAGGCGGCGCCAGCCUGGAGGCCGACCUCGACCGGCUCGACCCAGCUCUCUCCGACGCCGCUGUGUCCGCGACGCUGCGCGCGCUCACCGAGCGCGGCGUCCCCGCCUGCCGCUUCUUCGCAUGGCUCUCUCUCCGCGGUGGUUCCUCCCCGAGCGCCCGCGCUCACAACCUGCUCGUCGAGAACGCCGGCAGGCUGGGCGACUACCCUGCUAUGGCCCGCGCCCUCGCGCUCCUCUCGGCGCGGCGGCUUUCCCUGACCGAGCAGGCGUUCGCGUUCCUGGACCCGUCAAGGCCGUCGUCGUCCUCCCGGAGCAGCGUGGACGAAACGGCGAGGGCGACUCUGAGGACUCUGGAUGGCACCGGCGGCCCGUGCCGCUCGUCCGGCGUGUUCUCGCUGGUCAAGGCGUUGGCUUCGAUCGGCGAGUUCGACGCGGCGGUUUCAGUGAUCGAGGAGACGGGGAGAAGGGCGAGUUACUACAACGUCCUCAUGGCUGCCAAGUGCAAAGCUGGCGACUUCCGGGGCGCCCGCGAGGUGUUCGACGAAAUGAAGCAAGCCAGCUGCGACCCGAAUGCCAACUCCUGGAAUUACCUCCUUGGGUGCCUGCUAAAGAAUGGCAGGGCCGUCGAAGCGUGUGAUCUCGUUGAGGCCAUGGAGAGGUCUAAAGCCAACGAUAUCCCAAACUCAUUGACGUACGAGAUCCUCACGUACCACGCCUGCAAAGCGGGGAGGAUGGAUUCGGCGAGGCGGAUUCUUGAUCAGAUGUUCUUGGAAAAUCUGACGCCCAGGAUUACAAUUCACACUGCCUUCAUCAAAGGGUACUUAUAUGCAGGCCGAAUAGAAGAAGCUCAUGAGUAUGUUGGUGGUAUGUGUGCCAGGGACAGGCACUCUGCAAACAGGAACUAUAGCAUGCUCGCCAAGCUGCUGCGCAAGUCGGGGAGGAUUGUCGAGGCGGGAAAUGUCCUGUAUGAGUUGAUGGAGAAGGGUCUCAGGCCUGACCAUUCUGCUUAUGUUAGAGUGGCCAAAAAUUUGCACAAGAUGGGCAGGGGAGAUCUGGCUGCCGAAUUGAAGUCCGUGUAUCAGAGAUUCAUUGUACAGUCAGGUUUGGAAAGUUGAUUUAUUUUGAGCUUCUGUAAAGGCGACUUGUGCUCCACUCCUCUGUGUGUCAUGUGUGAGUUGAUGAACUUUGCUGUAAAUCAGAAGCACAAUGAUCGCUUUGUAUAGAGAAGAAAAGAGGCACAUUAGGAGAAACAAAUGGCUCAAAGCCUUUUGACAUGGAUUUAUUUUGAACUAAGACUGAAAUGAGUUGCUACUGCAUGUUUCACUGU
This is a messenger RNA of Brachypodium distachyon (stiff brome), 1644 nucleotides long. Its product is annotated as pentatricopeptide repeat-containing protein CRP1 homolog, chloroplastic. The record is from RefSeq and is a predicted model, not a curated record. Bases 179 to 1432 code for a protein of 417 amino acids. The transcript has a single exon. Gene Ontology annotation, molecular function: protein binding. Lineage: Eukaryota; Viridiplantae; Streptophyta; Magnoliopsida; Poales; Poaceae.